UCGGUCGGAUAACAUGUGUUCGGAUAGUUAGACAUUCAAAACGGUGGUAGUAAUAAUUUAAGAGGCCGGUUUUUUUUAAAGAGAGCUAGAUACUUAUACAUUAUAGCCUGUAUAUUUUUUGAAAUUGUAAAUGUGUAUAAGAGUUUAGAUUCUUUGUUGUUGUUUUUCUUGUUUUUGUGCGAUGUUUCCUAAAUGAAAACAAGAUCGAAAUACGAUCGAAUGUGUACAUUCUUCUUCUUGAGCACUGGUCGGUCAUUUAUUCACAAUAUACAAAAAAAAAAUAAUAAAAUAUAAUAAAGUAAAAUGAAAAAACACUACUACUUUUCACAGUAUUUGUGAUAAUGUGUCUAUGUAAAAGAUUUCUGUUGUGUUGUGAAUCAUCUGUUGAAAACAAAUGGAAAAAUAUCAAACAAAACCUUUAGAAAAUAAACAAAAAAUUUAAAAAAGAUAAUUGAAAAUUAAAUAUGUGAACAAAAAAAUUGCCAACAAAUUAUAAAAAAAAAUUUAGAGAAAUUUCUAAACUAACAAAGUAACAUAAACAAAAAAUAUAUAAUUUAUCAAUUGUAUGCGAAAAGCAUAAAUAAAUAUAUAAAUUCGUAACAAACAGUCUACUCCAAAAUCUCUCUUUUCUCUUUUUCACAUAAUAUGUCAUUAUAAGUGUUUCUUUAUUUUUAAUAAUUUGCCCAUUUAUUAAUAAAAAAUAUCAUCAUAGAUUUUAUGAUUAAUUAAGUAAAAAACGUAAUUGUCAUAGAAAAAAGAAGUUGCCAUGGAAGACGAUCAAACUACUUGUCGACCGGUACCAGCACCACGACGACUUUAUCCAGAACUACGAAAAUCCGAAUAUGAAAAUGUUAAAAUCGAGUUAAUCAAUAAGAAUCUAAAUAUAAAUUCCGAAAAUAUUCAAAACAAUGCGAAUAGUAACGAAAAAGUACAGAAUAAUAAAGUAUUUUUACUUUAUCCCACAUUGCCGGAAGAUGUGGACAGAUUGUCCAUAAAUUCCUCAACUACACAAAAAUCCAUACUAACCGAAACAAAUGAUUUAUAUGGACCAGAUGCCAAUGAAAAUGUACCAGUAUAUAGUACGCCCAGGCCAGCACCACGUCCACGUAAACCCCAAAACACAGAUAUUCAAAAUUAUGAAAAUACUGUAAUAACACCACCACCACAACAGACGCCACCCUCAUUAGAAUCCUCCACAGGAGCUGUUAGCAAAGCUUUACGCAGAGCCCCUGAAUUGCCACCGAAAACUUAUUUAAAUUUUGAACGCGAUAAUGAACGCAGACGUAGUAAUUACUCCAUUUCAAGUGAAUUUUCCACCACCAGCAGUAUUCACAAUACAUCGUCACCACCUGAUGCAAAAGAUACUAAUUUCAAACGUGAUAAAUUUAACAAAUCAUAUGCAAGUUAUAAAUCAUCAAGUUCAUCUUUAGCCGAAUCGAUUGAAAGUUCCGAGAAUUCAAAAUAUAAAUCAGCAUCACCCGGGUAUGUAAAGGGCAUCAUCAACCACACAGAUAAUAACUAUGAUGAAGACGACAUUGAUGAUGAUGAUGAUGUUUUUAAACAAGAAGCAUUUGAUGAUGAACAUAAUGUCAAAACCUCUCAUGACAAUGACCUCUGGAAAUCGUUGGGUACAACAUCAAAGUUAUUAACCGAAUCUAUAGGAGAACGUAUGGCCUUAAAAGCCAAGGGCGCCAAACAUAAAUUCGAUAAAAAUUUCAAAUCAUCCUCAGAAGCUUUAACCAAUAUAGGCAGUGAAACCACACAGCGCCUAAAGAAACUUGGAUCGAAUUUUACUUUAACGAAAACAAAAAAUAAAGAAAAUAUGGCCACAGCACAAUUUAAUGUGGAUAGACCGCAAACAUUACCGCCAAAUGAUCAAGUCUUUAAUGGCAUAACAUUCACCAGUCCGCUCAGCAAUAAGGCCAGGGGUAUGUAUGACUUGAGAUCACAAGAAUUGGAUAAUUCCUAUGAAGUGCCAAAAAAUAUAAAAAUAACAAAAAGAAAUGAAGAGCUUGUAGAGCCACCAUCAUAUGAGGAUGUUUUAAAAUCGAAUACAGAUGAAAAACCUGCAAUAAAAACCAAUCCUUUAGCCUUGGAAGCAGCCAAUAGAGUGCUUUUAAAACAGCAGCAAAGAAAUAUGAUGCGAGAGGCACUAUCUGCCGAAAGUUCAGCACGUAAUUCCAAUAAUUCUUUAGAUUUACCCUCACCUUCACCACCCAUGCCCACCAUACCUGCUCCAGCUUUGCCCCAGGAAUUUGUGGAUUCUAAGGAACCAGCUUAUGGCAAAAUUAAUCUUAUACAACCGCCGGCCAGACAAAGGAGACGUAAAAAUUAUGAAGAAAUUGAACUAAGAAAGGAAACAGCAGUAGAGCCCUCUCUUGAAUCUAACAAUGAAUCGACCAAGCCACUGCGCAUGAAUGUAGACUCUACCGAAUUACAUGAAUUGAAUAAAGCUGCUGCUUUAAGAGAGCGUGAAGAGUCUUUAAUAUUGAGAGAGAAAAUCAAGGAGGAAGAAAUGAAAACUCCACAACCGGAUCGUAGUGAUUCUUGGGAAUAUCACGAAGAACAAGAUAGUUCAUCUUCAAUGGAUGAACCUGUUUAUGCCAAUCAAGAUCAGACGUAUGGCAAUGUUUUCGAAUUGGCUUCAGGCCAUAAAGAUAUAUUAACACCACGAAAUGCCUUAAUCAAUAUAUCCGAAGAAGAUGAGUCUUUAGAUGAGUGUGAUAUGGGAGCAGUAGGUGGCAUGAUAAGGCCACCUAAAGAGAUUAUAGAAGAAUUCGAUCCUUUGCUGUCAAGAAAAACCUUAAACAUAAAUAAAUCAGAUAAAAGUAAUCAGUUAUUAUUGCUGGAGCAUUUACUCGAAGAAGAUACGUAUGGCAGUGUCAAGGGUGAACAUUCCAAAUCAGAUGACGAUAUUAGUAUGUGCACUUCAGAAGAAGAUAAUCUGCAGGCCGAACCUAAAACACCCACAGUUAAAGUGCUGCCUACACCUUCAACACAAACAUUAGAACAGUCAUCAUCAUCAUCAUCUUCACCUAAACCUAUGCAAAUUGUACAUCAAAAUGCUCAACUGUUAUCCGACAGCAAAGAAAACAUAUUGGAUAAUGACUUUGAAGCCAGAGUUAAACCCUACUUAAGCCGCCUAGAAGAAAACCCAAUUAAAACGUCUAAUGUUGAUUUGGCGCGACCUUCACAAACACGUUCGCAAUGGUUUGUGGCUGAAGACACGCCGCAAGGAAAUUCCGCAAAACGCACUAAUCCCUUCAACAAGGAACAAAACAUUGUAGAAGAUGGCGAAAGUCCACCUUCUUACCUGGAAGCUAUAGGCGCUAACGAAAAGUCAACGGACAAUUUGCAAAGACAAAACAAUCGUACGGGUACUUCACGUUUUAUGAACAAUACCAUGAAUGUUUUUUCCAAUGUUAAAAUACGCAUGGAUGCUUUAAAACGCAAGGCCAGUUUUAAGAAUCCAGCUAAACCCAGCGACGUUAAGGUUACCUUACAAAUGAUACCGCGUCCUAGCCUAUCACCUUUGUUGGUACGUUAUGAGGGUCCUCUCAUACGUUUUCCAUCGGGUGUUGUUGAGGACAUAUUGAAGGAAAUGCAAAAUCGCAAAGCCAUUCUAAGGGAUCGUCAGUUUCAGACAUACCUCGAUCAGGAAAUGAAAACACCCAAAGAAGCCAUACCACUGGAGUAUAUUACCACCAUACAAUGUGUCAGCAAUAGUCGAGUAACGGACAAUUCAACACAUUUUUAUUGUUUUGAAAUUACUACAGCUGUGCCGAAAAACGGCAAUAGUUCCUCUAAUAUGCAUUUGUCAAAUCCUAAUUUAAUAAUGACCUCGGGCUCGUCGGGAAAUAUUAAACAGCAGAGAAUUGCUCAUUUGUAUGGUGUGGGUAAGGAGUCGGAGAGGGGUAUUUGGAUGCAAAAACUUUUAGAAAGCCUAACGAACGCCAUUCCAACGAAGUACACGUGUCAUUAUUACAGAGCUGGUUGGUGUUAUUUAAAGAACUCUAUAACAUCUGAAUGGAGUGGCACUUGGCUGGUAUUAAAGAAAACACAAAGACGUCUCAUAUUUGUAACCGAAACAACCGGAAAUGUAGAAAAAAUGGAUCUAAGAAAAGCUCGUUGUAUAGUGCACAAAGAUAGUGAUGAUAGCGUAAAGAAUUUGCACGUCGAAUCUGGACCUAUGCUUAUGAUAGAUGCUCCACCAUUUUCCGUCUACAUGAUUAUGAGUUCACCCAGAGAAACCAAAAUAUGGCGCCAUAUUAUACGUGAGGUGGCACACAAUAACGGUUUCACUUUAGGUGACCAACAACUAACGAAAUUUAAUGUACCCGUUAUUGUGGAUAAAUGUAUUAAUUUUGUUUACAUACACGGUUCCAUGUCGGAGGGUAUCUAUCGGAAAUCGGGUUCAGAGAAUUCCAUUUUGAAACUAAUGUCAGCAUUCCGUUCCGAUGCCUUUAAUGUGGAAAUCACACGCAACGAAUACAAUGAACAUGAUGUGGCUAAUGUUUUAAAACGUUUUAUGCGUGAUUUGCCCGAACGCUUAAUGGGUAAAUUAUCGGAAAGUUUUAUAUGUGUUUCGGAACUAACGUCUGCAGCGGAAAAGAUAACAUUGUAUAAGGAAUUGUUGGCUCGUUUGAGUAUAAUAGAACGUGAGACGCUUAAGAAAAUCGUGGGCCAUUUAUCGUUUAUUAGCUCGCAAAAGUCGAAAAACAAAAUGAGCAUACAAAACUUAACCAUGAUUUGGGGUCCAACGCUAAUGCAAAGUCAUCAAACAGAGGAAAUGGUGUAUUCACAAAAGGAGGCUGAUGUCCUGUGUGAUUUGAUAAAUUUGUAUAAAAAUUUAUUCCCCUUAUCAGCAGAUGAAAUUAAAAAAGAACAAGAAAUGCUAAUGUGUUUGCAAAAAUACUAUGCUGCCGCUGAAACUUUAUCAGAUACAGUCAAAAAGUCAGGAGAUUUAAAAGUAUGGAUUACACUCAAUCCCAAUCCAGAAAAUACAACAGAGGAAAAGACUCAAAUUAAUGUAACCAUCUCACCCACCAAAACGGUUUAUGAAGUUUGCCAAGAACUUGCACCAAAAAUGCAACUCUCCACCCAUCAAGUCACCCUGCAUGAGGUUAUUUUAAAUGGUACUUUAGAACGUCCUCUGCAUCAUGACAGCAAAGUUUUCGAAGUUGUACUCAAUUGGUCAUAUUGGCCUGAAGAUGAUCGCAAAAAUAAUGUACUCGUAGUUAAACCUAUAGAAAUUCUCAAUGAAGUACAAAGGGCGGUUAAACAUUUAGCUACUGUAACACCCGGCAAGGAGUUGAAAUUUGCCGAUAAUAAAACAAAAUCCUUUAAGGCGUACCAGUGCGAAUUGCGAGAUGGCAAAAUUGUUAUUUCGAAAAAGGAUAAAAACGAUAAGACUACUAUUGUACGAGAGAUAUUCUUGCAUAAUACAACAGCCUAUUUGGGGUGUGAAAAGAAACGAGAUUUUCCCUGGAGUUGGGCGAUAACGUUUGUGGAAAAGACAAAAACUCAAAUUUUAAGAUCGCGAGAUUCACCAUAUAUAGGCCAUGUUUUAGCCGGCAGUGAAUGGGUUGAUCGUACGAUUUGGUAUUCCAGCAUAUGGUAUUGUUUAUAUGGCGACAGCAUAUUGCCACCAGCAGAAAUUAUUAUUAAUUAAGUUAAAAGUAAAUGCAACAUACAACUUCAUUAUUCAUACAAACAUGUCAUUUUUAAAUGUAUUUAAAGUAAGUAAAAUUAAGUAGUAUUUCAUUGUAAAAACAUUUUAAAAUGUUUUCAAUUAAUGCAUUUUUAGCAAUUUAAGGUGUUCAAACCAAUUUGAAUUAAAAACCCCAAGUCUGGAACUUAUUUUCAAAAUCAUUUUGUAUAUAGCACAAAUUAUGCAUAAUAACUAAUAUGUAUUUUUAAAUUAUUUUUUAAUAACUUGCUGAAGACUUUUUAUUGAAAAGAAAAAAAAUAAAUAAAAUUAGAAUUUUUUAAAAAUGUAUUUCUGUUAAAAUAAAAUUUAAUUGUUAAAUUUAUUUAAAUUAAGUACUAAAGUAAAACUUAUUUUUUAAAACACCUUUCAAAAAAACAAAAUAUAAAUAUGUUAUACAAUAUUUUUUAAAAAUUAAA
Molecule: messenger RNA, 6126 nt
Organism: Calliphora vicina (urban bluebottle blowfly)
Lineage: Eukaryota; Metazoa; Arthropoda; Insecta; Diptera; Calliphoridae
Gene: RhoGAP15B
Product: RhoGAP_ARAP and RA_ARAPs domain-containing protein RhoGAP15B
Exons: 9
Coding region: 767-5671 (1634 amino acids)
Biological process (GO): positive regulation of GTPase activity; signal transduction
Cellular component (GO): cytoplasm
Molecular function (GO): GTPase activator activity; phosphatidylinositol-3,4,5-trisphosphate binding
Source: RefSeq, a predicted model, not a curated record